AUGUCGGGCUUGCCGGAAGCCGCAGCUGGGCAGGUCACCAAGGCCCUGCUGACCCGGGCCAGGGACGGAGUGCAGAAGGACUCGCAGGCCGGCCUGAAGCGCGUGGAUCCCGCGCAGGGCGACGAAGCGUGCUUGGUGCUGACGCUUUUGGACGACCAGAUACCUGCAAGCAGCAGUAUUUGUGCGGCCUUUGUCCGCUUGAAGGUGGCCUUGCCCAUGAACUUCGCGGCAAACACCCCUGUGAGAUUCUUGAUUGUGCUGGCGUGCCACAGUGACCGGGAGAAUGACCUGACGGAGCUCAGCGAGAGCUUAGCGGCCCUUGCAGUCGACGAGGACUUGAUCCUCAAGAUGGCCCGGGCAAAGGACGCCGCCGCCUUCGUGGCGGCCUUCGAUAGCAGGCUGGGGGAGAUCGUGCUGUUGCCCCACGCACACGUGCACUCUCGGCGGAACUUCGAAGAUGACGUCCUGCUCUCUCCGAAGGGCGCGGUGCCGCAGUCACCGAAGUCGGUGCGGAUGAAGCGACGGCCCUCCAUGGACGAGGCUGGAAACGUCAUCACCAGUGUAAAGAGCGAUGUGGGCUUCGACCACAUGCACAAGCACGGUCCGGGCGACGACACAGAAGAGCUGCCGUCGCUGCAAAAGCACGUCUGGCGGGCCGUCGGUGUGCUGCAGAAGUAUGCGCUGCCGCUCGUCACUGGCGUGAUCGUUGCCAUGGUCUGGAAGAACACGGCCGAGGACUCGUACUGGACGGUGACGCAUGAUCCAAUCAUCCCGGGAUGGCAAAUUCUCGGUCACGACGCGAGUUUGCACUUCCUGAUCAACGACAUUUUCAUGUGCUUCUUCUUUGGCCUGGCCAUCAAAGAAGUGACGGAGGCACUUCUACCGGGCGGCUCCUUGAGCCCGCUUCGGCGGGCGACGAACCCAUUGAUGGCCACCCUCGGUGGCGUCUUGGGCCCGGUAGCCACCUACGUGGUCGCCGUUCUCAUCUUCGAUAGCUUUGGCUCCUUCAACGGCAUGCAGUGCCAGCAUCCUGCCAGUGAGGUUGCAGACGCCUCGCACCGGCUCCUUGCGGGCUCCGGCGAUGCAGAGGUGCCAAUGGUCACCGUAGACUGUACUCUCGCAGACAUCAUCAAUGGCUGGGGAGUUCCCACGGCCACGGAUAUCUCCCUGGCCUGGAUGUUCGCAAUCUUGAUCUUCGGUGCCGGCCACCCUGCAAUUAAUUAUCUCUUGCUCCUCGCGAUCGCGGACGAUGCGCUCGGCAUGGCUAUCAUCGCCAUCGCGUACCCCAACCCAGCACACCCGGUGGAGCCGGUGUGGCUACUGCUGGUGGUGGUCGGGGCAGUUGUCGCAUGCUUUCUGCGAAUGGCAAAGGUGCGCUUCUGGUCCGCCUACGUCUUCAUCGCCGGGCCCAUUGCCUGGUUGGGCUUGAUCCUGGCGCAGGUGCAUCCUGCCCUCGCGCUAGUCUUCAUCGUGCCCUUUAUGCCGGCACACCAUGCCCAUGGCGGAGGGGAUGACCACGUGAGCCACGCAAAGAGCCAGGUGGCCAAGGUGCGCGACCUCAUUCCACACAAUAAGAGCGAAAUGCUGAUACGAGCAGCACAAGAAUUCAUGGCCCGACAGAGUGCUCCACUACACGCUUUCGAGCACCACAUGAAGCUCUUCGUAGAUUUCGGAAUGUUCUUCUUCGGCCUGGCCAAUGCCGGGGUCAAAGUCGGAGGCCUCGGUUCGCUGACCUGGGCCACGGUCAUCGCCCUCAUCGCCGGGAAGACCCUCGGCAUCGUCUUCUUCUCCCUCUCCGCCCAUUGCAUGGGCUUCCUACUCCCCGUAGGCUUGACGGUGGUGGACCUCUUUGCGAUGUCGGCGCUCGGCGGGGUCGGGCUCACCGUCGCACUCUUCGUCUCCAACGAGGCCUUCACCGACAAGGGCCUCCAGAGUCAGGCGAAGAUGGGCGCACUGUUGUCCGUGGCCUCGGCGUUGGUGGCCUUCCUCCUCAAGUUUUUUGGCGACCGGGUCUUCCACCGUCGCAAGCCGUGCGAGGAGGAGCCGACCGAGACCAACGUUGAGGUCGUCUACUCCGACGACGAGGUGGAGGCAGACGAGUGGCUGGACGUGGUCGCCAUGAACGACAUCAUGCAGGUGCUGUGGACCCAGCGCAAGUAUCAGUCUCGUGGCACUGCGCUGCCCAUCCGGAAGCUCGUGCGGACGGUCAGCAAGAACAGCACUGCCUGGAACAGGAUGGAGCUGGAAGGCCAGAGAAACAGCGCAUGGGGUCGGAUGACGACCCCCGGCAGCAAGGAUGGCCGAGAAGAGAUCCUCGCCAGGAGCUCCAAAACCUCCCACGACGAGGCCGGCGCCCCGGAGUUGGGUGCGGCGUCCUCUGCCUCUUUGCUCCAGGGCUUCCUUCAGACAGCGGAUAUCGAAGGCAGCUUCAGCACUGCGAGACUCGCGGUUACAGUGUCACUGCGAAUGGAAUUCGUUAAAGGACGUGGUCGGACUGCCUCGGAUUGCGGGAGCCUCAUUGGGUUUGCUUCUGUGGAGGUAGGCAGUGCAGCCGGGCGAGCUGGUCAGGAUCUGCGAGCGCGGGCUGCUGGGCCAACGGCUCUGGCGCCGACCCCGGGCACGGAGGGCACGGAGGGCGCGGGCCGCGCCGCGCUUUGCUUGAUGGAUGGCCGGGGCUGGGUCUUGGAGAAGUCGGAGAGAAUGGCGAACGCAAAGGGCCCGCCCGUGCAGCAGUUGUCUGAAGUCAGCGACGAGGGCAAGGUGGCCAAGGGCACCAAGAUGAUGCUGGAUCCUCGACUGCAAAAUCCGGUGAAGAUCCUGCCGGCGCCCUUUGCCUUCGGCGCCGUCACCGGGGCUCCCGAGCUGCUGGCGGGCACGGUGGUGGAGGUGAUCCGCAAGGUACAGGUUCUCGUCCCCUCUCCUUUCGGGGAGAACUGGGCGCGCUACUACAAGGUGGAAGAUCAGCGCCGCAUCGAGGGCUGGCUCGGCGAGCUGAGGGUGCAUUGCGGCAUCAAGGAUCCCAGCGCUGGGGAAACGGUGCUCUGCGAUUUUCAGGCCGGUGGCUUUGCGGAGCCUAAGUUCCAUGGCAAGCCCUGUUGGGUGUCCGUGGUCUCCAAGAAUCCGGUGCCCUUGCUCUCAGCUCCUUCGAGGAGGCGGGCGACGAAGAAGACCUUGAGCCCAGGCGACUUCGUCGAGGCGGUGGAGGAGCUUCGUACGGUUGGCUUGGCCUUUUACAGGCUGAUAGACGGCUGCUGGGUCUCGCGAGACGACAGCGCCGGCAAGGUUGCGUGCGACCUCGUCGUGCGCGAGCGACACAAAUGGAUCUACGUCUGCAACGACAAGGACGGCGCCCAAGUGCGCACCACGCCCACGCGCUCCCAAGCCCGGAACGCCAACAAGAAGCUGAAGUACAGGGCACGGGUGAUCGUGUCCGAGAAGGUUACUCUUUCAGACGGCGACGUCUUUUUGAAGCUUGGGGAAGACAAGAAAGGCUGGGUGCCGGCCACGAAGCUGAACUCCAGUGUGGUGAAGAUGGCUCCCUUGCAAGCGCUGGAGGAAGGAGCGCCGCAGCCUGAGCCUGGGGAGAGCCGCGUAGCAGCGCAGCGGCUUGCAAUGGCUAUGGAGCCGCACCCCCCAUGCCACAGUCAGAUGCUCAGAGCAGAGCACGGCUGGCAACAUCUCACAACCCUUUUGCUGGGCCCAGGCUACAGCCCGUGCCCGGGACCGCCGGGACCCGGUGCCUACACCCAAACCUACGUGGGCUACAGCUACGGCGGCCAGAUGAACCCAGCCGACUUUGGGAUGGGGGCUUUCGGUCACACCGCUGGGGACUUCGGCCUUGGAGGGAUGCCUCCGCCGAUGGCUGGUCCCGGGCCGAUGCCGGGGCCCGCGCCGGCGCCCUCCGGGAGCGACUUCGGCCUCGCUGCGGCCGCGGACUCAUCGAAUAUCGCCUUUUGCAGGAACCGCCCUGUUGAUCACCUGUCGGCGAAUCACCGACUCUUCGUCGUAGUGACUUAG
This is a messenger RNA of Symbiodinium necroappetens, 4017 nucleotides long. Lineage: Eukaryota; Dinophyceae; Suessiales; Symbiodiniaceae. The record is from the annotation of a GenBank genome assembly.